Molecule: messenger RNA, 1928 nt
Organism: Aspergillus costaricaensis CBS 115574
Lineage: Eukaryota; Fungi; Ascomycota; Eurotiomycetes; Eurotiales; Aspergillaceae
Product: SDR family oxidoreductase
Exons: 10
Coding region: 1-1908 (635 amino acids)
Molecular function (GO): oxidoreductase activity, acting on the CH-OH group of donors, NAD or NADP as acceptor
Source: RefSeq, a predicted model, not a curated record
AUGGCGAUCCUGGAUAUUCCGCCCAAGGAGGCUUCAGUAUGGCCUAUUACUCUGGGCAUUCUGUCGUGGGUGUUUUGGUCGAACUUGACCAUUUUAUUCAAUAAAUGGGUGAUUGAGUCCACUGAAUUUAGAUACCCAAUCAUCCUAACAACAUGGCAUCUCGUCUUCGCAACCCUUGCUACUCAAGUUCUCGCCCGAACCACCACCAUGCUCGACGGUCGCAAGAGAAUGCGCAUGGACGGCCGAACCUACGUCCGCAUGAUCAUCCCCAUCGGCAUUCUUUACAGCGGUAGUCUCGUCUGCAGCAACAUCGUCUACCUCUACCUGAAUGUUUCCUUUAUUCAAAUGCUCAAAGCCUGUGGCCCAAUAGUAACCCUCCUCACCAGCUGGGCCUGGCAUGUCAAAACCCCGUCGCUCGAAUCCUUCCUCAACAUCCUCCUCAUUGCCUUCAGUGUCGCCCUCGCCGUUGCCGGCGAAGUCCAAUUCUCCUGGCUCGGCGUCAUCUACCAACUCGCCAGUCUUGUUUUUGACGCCAACCGUCUUGUCAUGAUCCAGAUCCUGCUGUCAGACGAGGGCCAGAAAAUGGAUCCCCUGGUGACACUGUACUACUCUGCCCCGGUGUGCGCUUUCACGAACUUUAUGAUCGCGUUCUAUACUGAGCUGCGUGGGUUCAGUUGGAGUGUGGUUGGGGAGACUGGGUUCGGGGUGUUGUUAGCAAAUGCCGCGGUGGGGUUUAUGUUAAAUGUGUCGAUUUUUGUUCUGAUUGGGAAGACAUCCGGUUUGACUAUGACGCUGGUUAGUGUGCCAAAGAACAUCCUGUUGAUUGUUUGUUCUGUGGUGAUAUGGGGCACGCAGAUCACUUCGCUUCAGAUGGUGGGAUAUGCGAUUGCGUUGUUGGGGUUGUUGUAUUAUUCUCUGGGGUGGGCAACUAUUAGGAGGGCAUAUGAUUCUGGGUAUGUCAGGCUGGUUGGGAGACAAGUAGAGAGGGUGGAGAAAGAGGAGGAAAAUGGUUCUAGGUCGGCGUUUAGAGAGCUCGGCGCUGCACCGUCGGAACAAAGCCCGGGGAGUGGAUCCAUAAUGUCGCGGGGUUGGGACCGGAAUUGCGCCGACCAGCGGGGAAGACUUUACGAUCACCUUAAGAAACUUACCAUGGACCAACUAAACGACAUUGGUGGCCGAUUGGCCCUUAUCACCGGCGCCUCAGGAGGAAUCGGCGCCGCCUGUGCCCGCCAACUAGCUGCCAAAUCCGUGCACUUAGCUCUCACCUACUCAUCCAAUUCGACAUCCAUAACCACCCUCCAGAAAGAGCUCCAAGCCCAACAUCCCACCCUCGUCAUCACUAUCCACCAAGUCGACGUCUCCUCACCCGUCCAGAUCACCACCCUUUUCACCGAGAUCCAAUCCCAACACAACAACCGCACCCCGGACAUCCUCAUCUCCAAUGCCGGGUACGGCAAACGGGUCCCGCAAGUAUGGGACAUCACGAUGGAGGAAUUCGAUUACACUCUGACCGUGAAUCUACGGGCCUCGUUCCUGCUCGUGAAGGGGGUAGUCGAACACAUGAAGACGCAGCGCUGGGGGCGGAUCAUCUUCAUGUCGUCGAUUGCGGGGUAUGGGGGUGGCAUUAAUGGAUGUCAUUAUGCGGCCUCAAAGGCAGGGUUGACGGGGAUGAUGAAGAACCUGGCAACGAGGUUAGCAGAGUACAAUAUUAGUGUUAAUGAUGUUGCGCCGGCGAUGAUUGGGGAUACAGGGAUGAUCCCUAAUGCUGAGGCCAUUCCGGAGGUGGCAAGCACGAUUCCCCUAGGGAGGUUGGGGUUGCCGGAGGAGGUGGCUAAUGUUGUCACUAUGUUAGUGAAGACGGGGUAUAUGACGGGGCAAAGUUUGUUGUUGGCGGGAGGGCUGAAAUGAUGGGUUUCUUCGGUUAAUAU